AGCGUCUCUGCUGCUCAGGCUUCAGACUCUCAGUCGUCACUCAGACAUGAAGACUGCGUCCGUCUGUCUGCUCCGGGGUGUGUGUGUGCUGCUGCUGUCUGCACCGACUGUUUCUGCAGUGUCUCUGUCUGUCAGUCCAAACCUUCAGCAGGUCUUCAGUGGAUCUUCAGUGUCUCUGAGUUGUGUUGAUGAUGGACAGACAGCUGAUGGAUGGACAGUGAAGAUGACCAGCGGAGGACCCACUGAGGACUGUGGAGCAGCUGAGAUGAGUGGAAGUUUGUGCGUUUUGGAUCGUAACUCGUCCUACGGUGGAACCUUCUGGUGUGAAAGCUCAUCUGGACAGCAGAGCGAUGAAGUGUCCAUCAGUGUUUCAGAAAAAGGUGUGAUCCUGGAGAUCCCUGCACUUCCUGUGAGACCAGGAAGUGAUGUUACUCUGCAAUGCAAGAAGAAGAGUGGUGAAACAGUUCCAUCUUUUUUCUUCAUGAAUGGACGUCUCCUUGGGUCUAAAGCAGAACACGUUAUCCCUAAUGUCAGGCACUCUGAUGAAGGUCUCUACUGGUGCGCUUCUAACACAUUUGGAUCAUCUCCUCAGAGCUUUCUGAGGGUCCGAGGGUCUCCUAUAACUACUCUCAGAAAGUCCGUCCCUCCACCUCCAGUUUCUGAGGCCAGUUCUUCUCUGUCCACUCUUCCUCCUCUCACCAACUCUUCCUCCCCUUCUUCUCCCUCUGUGUCUUGGAUCAGAGUCAUCUGCCACCUGUUGGCCUUUUGCGUGUAUUGCAUCUGCACCAUCCUGCUCCUGUCCAUCUGCUGCAGCAGGAGCUCAGGUAACAAACAUGAUGUCUCCAUGGAGAUGCCAUUGGAUGUUGACGAGCAUGAUGACACCACUGAGCAUUAUGUUUGAGCAGAUGGAUCCUCUGAUAGAAUUAAAUGUUUCUAAAGCUGAAAACUCUGAAGUCCUCACUCUGAGUUUCUCAAUCAGAACCUGAUCUGUUCACUGAUCGAUCAAUAACCCUCAAACUACUGAUGAAUUACUGAAUUAUUGGAUGAAAGCUUUGUUUGACAUUGUUAGCAUCUUCAAACAUUGAAAUCUCUGUGCACCUCUCUCAAGUUAUUUACUGCAUUUCAUUUAUUUACCACUGAUUCCCAACCUUUGGGAGCCACGGCACAUAGUUCACAUUGGAAAAAUCACACCACCAACAAAAAUAUCACAGAAAGUAUAUUGAUAGUUUUUCCCUGCACACCAGGUACAGUGGUAUCGGCUCGGUUUGUCCCCAGUGUACCUGUUUUACUUUCUUCUGACCACUACUCCUGCUAGGACCUUCAUCUGC
Messenger RNA from Maylandia zebra (zebra mbuna), 1328 nucleotides. Lineage: Eukaryota; Metazoa; Chordata; Actinopteri; Cichliformes; Cichlidae. The record is from RefSeq and is a predicted model, not a curated record.